Pimephales promelas (fathead minnow) is the source of this 3601-nucleotide messenger RNA. RefSeq names its product transmembrane protease serine 9. NCBI's taxonomy places the organism in Eukaryota, Metazoa, Chordata, Actinopteri, Cypriniformes, Leuciscidae. The record is from RefSeq and is a predicted model, not a curated record. Gene Ontology annotation, biological process: proteolysis. Gene Ontology annotation, molecular function: serine-type endopeptidase activity.
GGAGUAUUUAAGAGCAGGACUGCAGGUGUCCGUGUUGUCAGAGAUGAAGAUGAAGAUGAUCCACAUACUCAGUGUAGCAUUUGUCGUCUCUCUUCUAAUGAACGGGUGUGACUCACAACUGGAUGAGUGUGGCAAAGCACGUUUCAACUCAAGGAUAGUGGGGGGAGUGGAUGCACUGGCUGGGGCUUGGCCAUGGCAGGUCAGCCUUCAUAGGAACGGGAGACAUUUUUGUGGUGGAUCACUCAUCAACAAUCAAUGGGUUCUGACAGCAGCUCACUGCUUUAACAGUGUUUCAACCUCUGGCCUAAUUGUGUACCUGGGACGACAGACACAGGAAGGAACAAAUGCAAAUGAGGUGUCUAGAGGUGUCUCUAGUAUCAUAAAACACCCAAACUAUGUUAGCAGCGCUUUCGAUAAUGACAUCACUCUUCUGCGACUGGCUUCGCCGGUGAAUUUUACUGACUUUAUCAGUCCGGUCUGUCUGGCUUCCUCAAACAGUAUGUUCUUCAAGCAAACCUCCAGCUGGGUCACAGGAUGGGGAACGAUAAAUUCAAGCACUCCACUGCCUUCACCGCAAACUCUACAGGAAGUGGAUGUGCCUAUUGUUGGAAACAGGCAGUGUAAGUGUCUUUAUAGUGCCUCAACAAUCACAGACAACAUGAUAUGUGCUGGACGAAUAGAAGGGGGCAAAGACUCCUGUCAGGGUGACUCUGGUGGUCCUAUGGUCAGCAAACAGGGCUCGCUCUGGAUCCAGUCUGGAGUUGUGAGCUUUGGCGAGGGUUGUGCUGAACCCAACUUUCCUGGUGUGUAUGCCAGAGUUUCUAAGUACCAGAACUGGAUCAAUGAGCAUAUCACCACCAACCAGCCAGGCUUCAUUACAUUCACCUCCAAUGGUACUGAUGGUGACCUGAGCAUCAGCUGUACUGAUGUGCCUGCCAUUACCACAACUACUGCCCCUACAACUACUGUCCCAAUGUGUGGCAAAGCACGUUUCAACUCAAGGAUAGUGGGGGGAGUGGAUGCACUGGCUGGGGCUUGGCCAUGGCAGGUCAGCCUUCAUAGGAAUGGGAGACAUUUUUGUGGUGGAUCACUCAUCAACAAUCAAUGGGUUCUGACAGCAGCUCACUGCUUUAACAGUGUUUCAACCUCUGGCCUAAUUGUGUACCUGGGCCGACAGACACAGGAAGGAACAAAUGCAAAUGAGGUGUCCAGAGGUGUCUCUAGUAUCAUAAAACACCCAAACUAUGUUAGCAGCACUAACGAUAACGACAUCACUCUUCUGCGACUGGCUUCGCCGGUGAAUUUUACUGACUUUAUCAGUCCGGUCUGUCUGGCUUCCUCAAACAGUAUGUUCUUCAAGCAAACCUCCAGCUGGGUCACAGGAUGGGGGACGAUAAAUUCAGGCACUCCCUUGCCUUCACCGCAAACUCUACAGGAAGUGGAUGUGCCUAUUGUUGGAAACAGGCAGUGUAAGUGUCUUUAUAGUGCCUCAACAAUCACAGACAACAUGAUAUGUGCUGGACGAAUAGAAGGGGGCAAAGACUCCUGCCAGGGUGACUCUGGUGGUCCUAUGGUCAGCAAACAGGGUUCGCUCUGGAUCCAGUCUGGAGUUGUGAGCUUUGGCGAGGGUUGUGCUGAACCCAACUUUCCUGGUGUGUAUGCCAGAGUUUCUAACUACCAGAACUGGAUCAAUGAGCAUAUCACCACCAACCAGCCAGGCUUCAUUACAUUCACCUCCAAUGGUACUGAUGGUGACCUGAGCAUCAGCUGUACUGAUGUGCCUGCCAUUACCACAACUACUGCCCCUACAACUACAACUGUCCCAAUGUGUGGCAAAGCACGUUUCAACUCAAGGAUAGUGGGGGGAGUGGAUGCACUGGCUGGGGCUUGGCCAUGGCAGGUCAGUCUUCAUAGGAGCGGGAGCCAUUUUUGUGGUGGAUCACUCAUCAACAAUCAAUGGGUUCUGACAGCAGCUCACUGCUUUAACAGUGUUUCAACCUCUGGCCUAAUUGUGUACCUGGGACGACAGACACAGGAAGGAACAAAUGCAAAUGAGGUGUCUAGAGGUGUCUCUAGUAUCAUAAAACACCCAAACUAUGUUAGCAGCAGUAACGAUAACGACAUCACUCUUCUGCGACUGGCUUCGCCGGUGAGUUUUACUGACUUUAUCAGUCCGGUCUGUCUGGCUUCCUCAAACAGUAUGUUCUUCAAGCAAACCUCCAGCUGGGUCACAGGAUGGGGGACGAUAAAUUCAGGCACUCCCUUGCCUUCACCGCAAACUCUACAGGAAGUGGAUGUGCCUAUUGUUGGAAACAGGCAGUGUAAGUGUCUUUAUAGUGCCUCAACAAUCACAGACAACAUGAUAUGUGCUGGACGAAUAGAAGGGGGCAAAGACUCCUGCCAGGGUGACUCUGGUGGUCCUAUGGUCAGCAAACAGGGCUCGCUCUGGAUCCAAUCUGGAGUUGUGAGCUUUGGCAAGGGUUGUGCUGAACCCAACUUUCCUGGUGUGUAUGCCAGAGUUUCUAACUACCAGAACUGGAUCAAUGAGCAUAUCACCACCAACCAGCCAGGCUUCAUUACAUUCACCUCCAAUGGUACUGAUGGUGACCUGAGCAUCAGCUGUACUGAUGUGCCUGCCAUUACCACAACUACUGCCCCUACAACUACUGUCCCAACUGUAGUGUGUGGACGUGCCAAUCUGAACACCCGUGUAGAAGGGAACAGCUCCCUUGUGUCUCCAGGCAUAUGGCCAUGGAUGGCCAGUCUGCAGUUCAACGGCAGUCACGUUUGUGGAGGAACGCUAAUUGCUGAACGGUUUGUCUUGAGCUCUGCCAGUUGUUUUACCAGCUCCAACAAUGCUUCCGAUUGGUCCGUGAUCCUGGGCCGUCUAAAUCAGAACGGCUCCAACCCCAAUGAGGUCUCUAUAAAAGUGGCGAAUCUCACCAUCAGCAAUGUCACAGGCGACAACGUUGCAGUCUUGCAGCUGGCCGUCGCACCAAACCUAACGGAUUUCAUUCAGCCUAUAUGCGUGGACGUGGGAGAGAAUACUUUCAGCGCUGAUACUCAAUGCUGGGUGGCAGGAUGGAGCUCAGGAGCAGGAGGAGUGAAUCAAACUCUUCAGGAAUCCAAGACCUCUAUUGUGGAUUGUGGAAACUCACAAAGCGACAGUAUUUGCACAAGUUCUUUGAACUUACAGCAGGGUGAUGAAGGGGGUCCGCUGAUGUGUAAGCAGGGUCUAUCAUGGAUCCAUGCUGCAGUUUUGACAAGUAGCAGAUCCCGCUCUGCUCUCCGUCAAGAUAUCCAGGUCUUAAGUAAAACCUCCAGCUUUGCAUCAUUCCUGAGAACUGUGCCUCGCUGGCAGACAUCUGUAGAGCUGCAGGCUGGGCGACCCAACACAUUCGCCAGAUUCUACACCUCCGAGUGGAGCCUGCGUCCUCUCUUGUACUCGCUCAUCCGGCCAGCACUGGACCCACUCAGGUGUCUUUGCUUGCUCGCCAUGGAUAAGUGCGAUUAUUCCUCAGCUGAGCCUUCUAUCGAAGCCCUGAGUUCCUCCAGCACUGUUGAUGCUGGUGCCAGUGUCUGUUGCCUGUGCGUCGGCUAG